UAUUGCAUAUCAGAUUCCUGAUGAAUAUGAAAGUGAAAUGACUUUAUCAGAAUUAUCAGUAAAAUAUAAAACUGAGUAUAAUAAACAAACUAGUGAUAUUAAAUAUACAGUUAGUUGGGUAAAUUCUUAUAAAAUUAUAGUAUCAAGUAGUAGUAUAACCUCAGCAACUAAUGCUGGAACUAAAUUUUUAAUG
Molecule: messenger RNA, 193 nt
Organism: Racocetra persica
Lineage: Eukaryota; Fungi; Glomeromycota; Glomeromycetes; Diversisporales; Gigasporaceae
Source: the annotation of a GenBank genome assembly